AUGCUGAUUAAAUUCACACUGUCCCUGCUGCUGCUCUCCGUAUUGGGGGAAGUGGUAGGAACGGAUAAUCCUGAUGUGCACGAGAGUCACCCCGAGAAACCGGCCAGUCAGAAGGGACGUCUCUCGUUACAGAACACAGCUGAGAUCCAGCACUGUCUUGUGAGUGCAGGAGAUGUGGGCUGCGGGGUGUUUGAGUGUUUCGAAAACAACUCGUGUGAAAUUCGGGGCCUCCAGGAAAUCUGCAUGACCUUCUUGCACAAUGCUGGCAAGUUCGACUCGCAGGGCAAGUCGUUCAUCAAGGAUGCACUGAAGUGCAUGGCUCAUGGCUUGAGGCACAAAUUUAGUUGCAUCAGCCGAAAAUGCCUGGCCAUAAAGGAUAUGGUCUUCCAGCUUCAGCGGGAAUGCUACAUGAAACACAACCUCUGCUCGGCUGCUAAAGACAACGUCAAUGUCAUGGUGGAGAUGAUACAUUUCCAAGACUUAUUUCCCAAAGGGCCUUACGUUGAGCUGGUGAACAUUUUACUGGGCUGUGGACAAGAGGUGAAGGAAGCCAUUACUCGGAGUGUGCGUCUGCAGUGUGAGCAGAACUGGGGCGCUUUGUGCGACAGCCUGAGCUUUUGUACAUCUAUGACUGCCGCUCCAGCAUCCGGUGGCCAUGAGCGACGUCCGGCGCUUACCUCUCAUUCGGAUGGGGAGCACCACAAGAGCGCUCGACAAGGAGACAAAGAGAAGCCUGGCAAGGCUGGGUUUAAUACCCAGAUGAGAAUUCGAAGCCAAGGCAUGCGCCGCGCCAGUUUAGAUGCCGUAGUCGCCGAGCAGGAAGACUCAAAGAUAAGUGACAUCCGAAGGUGA
Molecule: messenger RNA, 852 nt
Organism: Danio rerio (zebrafish)
Lineage: Eukaryota; Metazoa; Chordata; Actinopteri; Cypriniformes; Danionidae
Gene: stc2a
Product: stanniocalcin 2a
Biological process (GO): intracellular calcium ion homeostasis; signal transduction
Cellular component (GO): extracellular region
Molecular function (GO): hormone activity
Source: RefSeq, marked provisional